CAGACUGUCCCAGUGCUUGACUGCUGCUUCUCUGCUCCAUCCUUCCAAUGACCGCUUCUCCGUGUCUCAAUGUAAAUCAAUUACGUCGGCGACCGUUUUGGUCGCCCUUUUUAUUCUAAAGACACUUUUCUUUGUCAAUCUCUGGUCUCGUUGAAACAUAUUUUGCUGUGUCGCUAAGAAAACUUUCGCGCAGCUGUAGGCAACUUUUCGUCGAGCAGAGGGGAAGAAAGCGUUAGCUCAUUCAGCUAGCAACAGCAGCAGCUUUCUUCGGAUUUUCCAGCAUCUACUGGAGUCAACUAGCACUGUAUUCCGCUGGGUUUUAAAUGUUUUGUGCGUCCAGAAGUGAACUGACCCUUAUGGAUUAGCUGGAUAAUUUCCCCCCUCGUAAAUGAAAGGAGAAUAUCGGAAAGAUUCGGUUUAAGUGCCUGAGCUGUUGUGAGGAUGAGCAGCAAGCGGAAUUUGUUUGUGCGGCUGGUGCCAUGCCGCUGCUUGAGGGGCGAGGAGGAGACCGUCACCUCGCUGGACUACUCGCACUGCAGUCUGGAGCAGGUCCCGAAAGAGAUCUUCAGCUUCGAGAAGACACUGGAGGAGCUCUACCUCGAUGCAAACCAGAUUGAAGAGCUGCCCAAACAACUUUUCAACUGCCAGUUGCUCCACCGAUUGAGCUUACCGGACAACGAUCUUACGGUACUACCGCCGGGCAUCGCAAACCUCAUCAACCUCAGGGAGCUGGACGUCAGCAAGAACAGCAUCCAGGAGUUUCCCGAAAAUAUCAAGAACUGUAAAGUCCUGGCCAUCGUAGAAGCAAGUGUGAACCCCAUAUCCAAGCUUCCAGAAGGUUUCACGCAGCUCCUCAGUCUGACCCAGCUCUACCUGAAUGAUGCCUUCCUCGAGUUCCUACCGGCCAGCUUCGGCAGACUAACCAAACUGCAGAUCCUGGAGCUGCGGGAGAACCAGUUAAAGAUGUUGCCAAAGAGCAUGCAUAAACUCACGCAGCUGGAGCGCUUGGAUCUGGGGAGUAAUGAGUUCACUGAAGUGCCUGAAGUACUGGAGCAGCUUACAGGAAUUAGAGAGCUGUGGAUGGAUGGAAAUAAACUGACAUUUUUUCCAGGGAUGAUCGGGUCACUGAAGCAGCUCAACUACUUGGACGUGUCCAAAAACAAUGUUGAGAUGAUUGAUGAGCAGAUAUCAGGCUGUGAAAACCUGCAGGAUCUGCUGCUGUCCAACAACGCUUUGACACAGCUGCCAGGCUCAAUAGGUUCACUGAAGAGACUGACUACUCUGAAGGUGGAUGAUAACCAGCUCAUGUACCUGCCUGACACAAUAGGCGGUCUCACAUCUCUGGACGAGCUGGACUGCAGUUUCAAUGAGAUUGAGGCGCUGCCGUCCUCCGUCGGUCAGUGUGUCAACCUGCGAACAUUUGCUGCCGACCACAACCUGCUCACUCAGAUGCCUCCAGAGAUGGGCUGUUUGAAGAACGUCACUGUGCUUUUCCUGCACUCAAAUAAGCUGGAGUAUCUACCAGAGGAGAUGGGUGACAUGCUCAAACUCAAGGUCAUCAACCUCAGCGAUAACAAGCUGAAGAACCUUCCUUACAGUUUUACAAAGCUCAACCAGAUGACUGCAAUGUGGCUGUCUGAAAACCAGUCAAAGCCCCUGAUUCCCCUGCAGAAAGAGGAAGAUCCAGAGACGCACAAGACCGUUCUCACAAACUACAUGUUCCCACAACAGAGCAGAACUGAGGAGUAUGUGCCCAACUCAGACAGCGAGAGCUUUAAUCCGUCUCUAUGGGAGGAGCAGCGCAAGCAGCGGGCGCAAGUGGCGUUUGAGUGUGACGAGGACAAGGAUGAGAGAGAGACGCCCCCGCGGGUCAGUUCUCACCGUCCACUUCUGUCCAGGGAGGGCAAUCUGAAGCGCUACCCCACGCCGUACCCUGACGAGCUGAAGAAUAUGGUGAAAACAGCCCAGUCCGUCGCACACAGACUCAAAGAGGACGAGUCCGGAGAUGAGGCAGGAAAAGAGACCAGGACCAGCGAGAGGAAUACCAUUGGAGUUCAAGAUGUGGGAGUGAAGGUGAUUGAAGGUCCCUGCACCAAUGGCAAAGCUGUUGAGAUGGAGCCCAAAGCGACUGUGAACAGUUACCAAAAUUAUAAACUGAGAGAUGAAACGGACAACUUUAUUGUUGAAAGAAUCCCUCUCAAGACGUCAGACAACAUGAGAACUAUGGUUAACCAUGACGACACCCUUGAGGACUCAGAGGAGCUGUCAUCUGAAGAGGAGGAGAUGAAGAUUGCAGAGAUGAGACCUCCUCUCAUUGAGAUCUCAAUUAACCAGCCUAAAGUAGUGGCCCUCAGCAAGGACAAAAAGGAUGAUGGAAAGGAUGCUGAUUCUCUGCUGGACGAGACUGUUGCCAACAGUAACCAGAACAACAGCAACUGCUCAUCACCCUCACGCAUGUCUGAUUCGGUGUCAUUAACCACAGAUAGCAGUCAGGACAACUCCCUCUGCACUCCAGAAAGAGAGUCCAAGAUGCCCCUCGUUCCCAAGAAUGGGCAAGAGGAUGAGAACCUAAACCAGUUGAAGCAGAUGACACCUCUUCUACAAAACUGUAACAGUUCGGAGACAUCCCUACAGACAAUCCUGAAGAGCCAGCAGAGCUAUGAAAGCAAACAAGAUACGAUGGCUGACUACAGUCUGUCGAUGGAGGAGAGGCUUGCCCUCAUCGAGAAGGGUAUUAACAAUGGCAUGGCGGACCAGUAUAGCAAGUGGGAUCAGAUCAACAUGAAUGUGGCUAAGCUCCCACCUGACAACAUGGUGUCUUACGAGGACCUGGAGAGGACCAAAACAUCUUCAACCAAGGAGUCCAUGUCAAGCAACAACAAUGCUAUGGUUUCACUUGAGAAUCUCGAGAAUGGGAAUCGGCUUCAAAAAACCCAGUCUGGGGAGAAUUUUAAUGGACGAACGGAUCAAGUUCCCUUGCGGUACGAGACUACAAGGACCGUCUCAACAGGCGUAACUGCGUUGAGCGACAUGAGUCUUUCUCAUAGCACUGAGGAGCUGUCCCCAGAGAAGAAGUGUCCACCACCCCCAGUGGUGAAAUCUCAGAGCAUCGCCAACAUGGAUGCUGGUGGGAUGAAGCUGUAUUCCAUCGAUGGAGAAAGCCCAUCGUAUGAGGUGGCAUGCUCGGCCAGAUCUGUAAGUGGUGCUCAAGGCCAAAGCAUCGUUCGUUCGAAGUCUGCAUGCUUGCUCAACGACCAGCCAUUGCAGAUCUACCCUGGUUCCUCUGCUUCUUCAUCUGAUCUUCUGUCCAGCUCUAAAACUCAAGCAAGCACCGCACGCUACCCUGUUGGCCCUCCUCCGCAGUACAACAUCCAGUAUGCCAGUAGCGCCGUGCCCAAAGAAAACUUGUGGAGUCAACGUACCCCCGUACCGUCAGAGCAACCUUACCUACCCCCACAACACUCCCUUGCCAACAACAACUACUCCAACCGCAACAACAACUCUCCUUACCCCCAGCAGCCCCAACAGCGUGGACCUCCUAAAACUCCAGACAUGUGGGCAAAGGAGAGGAUGCUGCCACCUGGUGGCCAACGUGGCACCUUGCAGAGACAAUGUAGUGGUUCGUCUGGGACCCCUUCUGGCAUGUGUAUGUCGGAUCCCCGCCGUAUGCCAGGAAUGGAAGGAGAGUACAUGACCUACCGGGACAUUCAUGCGGCAGGACGUGGGCCCAUUCAGAUGAGCCAAGCUCUUCACAGGCCCCUUUCAGCUCGUACAUACAGCAUGGACGGACCUAACGCUCCUCGACCGCAGAGUGCCCGGCCUCCACCUCACGAGCCUCCAGAGAGGACCAUGUCUGUCAGCGACUUCAACUACCAGCAUGGCAGCCCCAGCAAGAGGCCCAGCAUGAGGGUGAAGUCCGAGCACUCGCUGCUGGAUGGGCCGGUUGGGGGAGGUGGAAGGGUUCCGGCAGAUUGGAGGGACCAGGUCAUAAGGCACAUUGAAGCCAAGAAGAUUGAGAAGAGCACUCUGUCUCGGUCUUUGGCCACUCUCAAUGGCAGUCAGAUCUCUCUGGCCUUUAGCGCAGUAGAUGGACGGCAGUAUGGAGCUCAUGCGCCCAGCGAUGAUGUCUUUAGUCCACAUGGACAACAGGGCUACCAUAUCGACACUCUAAGAAAAGUGCCUUUGAUGAACGGCCAAAUGUGUCCUCCAGUGAGGUCUCCCAUGAGCUGCGGUCAGCCACCAAUGGCACGUCACCCCUCAAGAGAGCAGCUCAUCGACUACUUGAUGCUCAAAGUGUCCCAGCAGCCCCCGGGGCCUCCACGGGUCCCUCACGAGACACUCCAGCAGGAGCUCCAUGUGAAGAUUGAGAAGAAUCCUGAGCUGGGUUUCAGUAUAUCAGGAGGAGUUGGUGGCCGAAGAAAUCCCUUCCGCCCAGAAGACAAUGGCAUAUUUGUGACAAGGGUUCAGACAGAGGGACCUGCUUCAAAACUCCUGCAACCUGGAGACAAAAUCAUCCAGGCAAACGGAUACAGCUUUGUCAACAUCGAUCACGGAAACGCGGUGUCCCUUCUGAAGACCUUCCCCAGCACCGUCGACCUGAUCAUCAUCCGAGAGAUGGCAGCAUAGAGACCUGCUCAGAAUGAAUGUUCACUGUCUUAUUUUUGUACGCAGAGGAGCCAGUGCUUUACAUAGUCGAUCUGAACUGAUUUAAACGGGACAGUGCGUAAUCGUCUGUGAAAAGGGGCAAAACCACUGCGUCAAGUGGGAGACGAACAGCAUGCGUCUUAAUGAUAUACGCCUGCACUGUGUAAUCACCUGUUGGUGUAGUCCAACCGUAAUGAAAACCUGUGCUUUUUUUGUUAUAGUUUUUGAAUUGCCUUUUUUUAUGAAAUCACCUGCAUAGAGUUCUAGUGGAACAUUAGUUGUAGCUGACCUUUUGAGGGCAGGGCUCUCCAUAAUGUCUUGUUUUUGUUUUUUGUUUUUAUUUCAAAGACAUUUUUAAAACCACUUUUUAAUGACCUGUGUGAGAUUUUGAGCUAGAAGACAAUGCUACGUGCUUACUGUGGAAAUGAAUGUAGAACUGAGGUGAGCGAAGCUGAAUUUGAUGUGAAAUCUGUAUUUGUUGGCAUGAUGGUCACUUUUCUCACUGGGUUGAUUAACGUUGUGAAGAACUAUCUCCAGUGUCAUCCACUGUUUAAUGCAACCAACUUGAUCUGGAAUCUCCCUCCAGUGAAACAAGAGUCUCUUCCUCUGUUUUCACAAACUUCCACUGAACCAAAGUGGAAGACACAGACUUUAGCCCACCAGUAAGGAUACGCUGAGAUGCUCCCUGUACGUGAAACAUGGAUGGGAACGUGAAGAACUUCAGUGAGGAUUCCGAAAGAGAAGAAACUUCAACACAUAUGGGAUCAGAAAGUGGUCCAAGCUAGCUUAACCAAAGCAUGUUGGGACACUAUGACUGGGCGGCACGGAACUGCUGGUGUAAACGGCACGUACAUGAACAGAACUCUGCCUGGAAUUAUUUCCUCAUAGCAGUCUGGCUCGGCACGAUUCGAAAGUCCACAAAAAAGAAUCCAAGUCACUCCUAGCACUCACACUCAAAAGUUUUUUUCGUAUUAUUAUUUCUGUUUGAACAGUUUUCUAUUCUGUGAAGAAGAUUGUAGACGUAACAUUUUAUUCUCUUAUGAAAAUAUUUUAACGUUCGACCUGCAUCGCUGUCAUGAACGUUUCUGUUUAGGAGGUUUUGAAGAGGGCUGAGAAAACGGCAUGUCAAGACAAGUGCCAUAUGACCCUGAACUCUCUGAAUGGGUUCGACCCAGAGCAAUACUCACAAAUCCACGCCGCAUAUUCAUUGGCCUUAUUGGGCUGACGUAUGACACAGUGGUCGAAAGAGCAAUAGAGAGUCGUUUUAUUCCACUCAUAGGAUGAACAUUGCGUUUUUAUACAAAUAAAGAAAACACAUUUAGUAUUUCUCGAUUGAUAAACAUUUUAUAUUGUAAAUCUUUUAAAAAUUAACACAAAGGAAGUGGCAUUCCAGAUUUUUUUUUUUUUUGUAAACAUAAAAAAAGUUUGUAAGUCAGAAUAAUGUGCGAAUGAAUAUCUCAUCACAUCCCUUUCCAUUAGCGAUUGCAUUGCUGUUUGCAAAAACCCUAUGAGGAUUAUUUUCACCAAUGUAUGUGGAUACAAAUACAUCAACUUUCUCAAAAGCAAAGAGAUUCGUGAAAGCUACAAAGCUUUGUAAAACAUUAAUUACGUAAUAUUUGUAUUUGAUGAAGUAGUCAAGUUUUAAGGCCAUGAAAGUGUUUUUGUUUUUUGUUCUGCCAUGUCGACUUCACACAAGGAGAAUGACCAACUGUUAAUUGUUGUACUGCGCAAAUUAUUUGCAUGAAGUCCCUACUAUGUUCGUCACUGUUUUCUUCGGUAGAGAAGAAUGCUAAAUUAAUCAAAGUAAUCAAAUUAACAAACUGAUAAUGUGACAAAUACAUAAUUUACUGUAUAUUGAUGUGAAAAGAGCACUGUCACCUUUUUUAGAACUCAAGACUUCAGUUGUUUCUAAAUUUAUUUUAAUGAUUUCCCGUUGUUUUUUUUGGUUUUUUUUGCAUAAUAUACAUUUGCAUUGACACACUGCCCCCAAAGAAUGUUUUUAAGCUGUCAGUCAACAUUUCUUAUGAGUUGCAAAUUUUUUUAAUUUCAUAAAAAUUCCAUUUGAAUAAUUGAAUAAUUCUGUUGUCACAAUGUUCAUUGUGGGCACUGUUACUUCCAUUUCUUAUGAAUCAGUCUGGCGUAAAUCCCCUUGACUGUCACUUUUUAUUUUGUCUAUUAGAUAUUUUAAAUAAGUAAUAACAAACAGUGACUAAAACCUAAUUUUACUUUUAUCAACUUAAACAUUGUUUUUAUUUACUGUCCCACAUUUUUAUUUUUUUUAAUUUAUUCAGUACUCUUUACUUUGACUUUUAGAGAUUACUAAUCGAAAUGUAAAUACUUUUUUAAAAAGUUUAUGAUUUAUUCAUGGCAUUAGUGGUUACAUUUUAAAAAGCAGCAAUAAUUUGCCUCACAGAAGCAGUAAAGCUCUGUCAAAGGUUUCUCUGGAAACAGCUACUAUUAAGAUGAUUGGUAUGCAUUUAUUCAACAUUCCAGAUUUUGUAAAUAAUUUGGCUUUCCAUGGUGUCCAGUGGAAAGAAUAAAUCGACUAAUGUUCUUUCAAAACGGUGUUUGCUCUUCCUUCAAGACGUUUUCAUUUUGGGUGCAUAUAUUAAAAUUGGUCACAUUCAAAUAAGUGAAGAACCUUAUAAGACCAUCAGCAAUGAUGAAAAUACAUCUUCAGGUGUGAUUUUGCCAUUUACCUCGCAUCCAUUAAUUACAUUUUUAACAAAUGAGAGAUAUUUGUCAUAAACCCAUAGAAAAUUUCAGUCCAUUUGUAGCAAAGAAGUGACAUUAGAUCACUCAAAAGUAAAUAACAAAUAGGUUUUCAUUUGAUUUAGCUUCUUUAAUCAUUGCUGUUACAAGUUUUAACUCAUAGACAACUACUUUGUUCACUGAUAAAGCAAUUACAAUGCUUAGAUUAGAUCCAAGAGGAAGUGCCUUAUAUGAAAAUGUCAUCAAGCCUUCCCAUACAGAGUAUAUUGUUGGGUUACAGAUAAGUUGCUUUAUUUGAAUUCACUGAGAAGACCAGAAAGCAGUUGUUCUUUCAUGUAAAGAGUAAAAGUCUGUCUAGUAUCAGAUUCCUCUAUAUAUAUCCAGGGGCUGAAAUACAGCAUGUAAAUGGUUUCAAAACAGCCACGGUUAUUUUGAAAUUAAGAGUCAUCCACACUCAAAUCUUUCUUGUCAUUGUUGCCCUGUUUACAACUUAUCUCAGUUGUAAGUAUAUUUAUAAAUAUUAAUAAAAAGUAAUAAUUGACAGAUA
Myxocyprinus asiaticus (Chinese sucker) is the source of this 7903-nucleotide messenger RNA. Its product is annotated as erbin-like. The transcript has 26 exons. The record is from RefSeq and is a predicted model, not a curated record. Gene Ontology annotation, cellular component: postsynaptic membrane; postsynaptic density; adherens junction. Lineage: Eukaryota; Metazoa; Chordata; Actinopteri; Cypriniformes; Catostomidae. Gene Ontology annotation, molecular function: protein binding. Bases 442 to 4626 code for a protein of 1394 amino acids. Gene Ontology annotation, biological process: neurotransmitter receptor transport, endosome to postsynaptic membrane; neurotransmitter receptor transport postsynaptic membrane to endosome.